Molecule: messenger RNA, 1766 nt
Organism: Amborella trichopoda
Lineage: Eukaryota; Viridiplantae; Streptophyta; Magnoliopsida; Amborellales; Amborellaceae
Gene: ATG18D
Product: autophagy 18 D-like protein
Molecular function (GO): protein binding
Source: RefSeq, a predicted model, not a curated record
GAACAAAUAAUGACAGGGAAACAAGAGAGAGAGAGAGAGAGAGAGAGAGAGAGUUGUAGUUUAGGGUCGAGAGGUGAGUUCGGUCGAGAGGAAGACGAGAGAGAGAGAGAGGAGACGUAUUCCACCUUCGGUAGAAUUAUUCCUGCGUGAAAAGAGCUUCAUUGCCCUAGAGACAUCCUGAAAUAGGUGUCGAUAUAACCUCAAGUCGGGUCUUGUUUUCUAUGGAAGUUGAUUUCUUUAGGAUUUGAUGGCCACUGUUUCACCACCCAUGAGCACGACUGUCUCUGCAUCUAGGGGAAUCCACCCUCCCAACCGACUCGGCUCAUACGAACAUUCAUCAGGUUUAAGUGUCACUCCCAAUCAAUCUGAACCAGAGUCUAGCAACAAUGAGGAUGUGGAAUUGUUAUCGGUGUCUUGGAAUCAGGACUAUGGAUGCUUUUCAGCUGGGACAAACCGAGGUUUCAGGAUAUAUAAUUGUGACCCUUUCAAGGAGACUUUUAGGAGGGAUUUGAAAAAUGGAGGUUUUGGCAUUGUAGAGAUGCUUUUCCGAUGCAACAUCUUGGCCCUUGUAGGAGGUGGGGAAAACCCACAGUACCCACCUAACAAAGUUAUGAUAUGGGAUGAUCAUCAAAGCCGGUGUAUUUGUGAGCUCUCAUUUAGAUCAGAGGUUCGAGCUGUGAAAUUGAGAAGAGACCGCAUUGUUGUGGUUCUAGAGCACAAGAUCUAUGUGUAUAACUUUGCGGAUUUGAAGCUUCUUCACCAGAUAGAGACUCUUGCGAAUCCAAGGGGGCUGUGCAAUUUAUCUUAUCAGUCAAAUACCUUUGUAUUGGCUUGUCCUGGUUUGCAUCGAGGGGAGGUUCGGGUGGAACACUUUGGCUUGAAGAGAACAAAGACUAUUAAUGCUCAUGAUGCUCAUAUUGCAUGCUUCACUUUAACAUUGGACGGGCUUUUGCUUGCAACUGCUAGCACAAAGGGCACAUUGAUCAGAAUUUUCAACACCAUGGAUGGAACUCGCCUACAAGAGGUGCGCCGGGGCGUGGAUAGGGCUGAAAUUUAUAGCAUCGCUCUCUCUGCAAAAGUGCAAUGGUUGGCAGUGUCUAGUGAUAAAGGGACCGUCCAUAUAUUCAGUCUCAGAGUUAGGGUGGCUGGAGAGGAUUCUUCCUCAGAUUCUUCAAAUAAUGGUCAGGGUCCAGCUUUAACUCACCAGAGCUCUUCGACUUCAGUUGAUGCUCUUAUUUCUCCAAACACUGGGGCGAACCAGAGUUCUUCUUUGGCCUUCAUGAAAGGGGUUCUACCGAAAUACUUCAGCUCUGAGUGGUCAUUUGCUCAGUUCCAUUUACCAGUUGACACCCGCUUUCUGGUGGCUUUUGGGGCCCAAAGCACAGUCUUAAUUGUCGGCAUGGACGGGAGCUUUUACAGGUGCUCAUUUGAUGCACUGUUGGGAGGGCAGAUGACGCAACAAGAGUAUUUCCGGUUCCUGAAUACUGAUAGUAAGGCAAAGCCUGGGGCAUAAUUGUGGGGAUGGAAAGAGAAAGAGGAAACUUAAAGGAAGUUUUCAAAUCUCCAGCUUCAGAUGAAUUCUCUCUCUUGGGUUGGUUUGUGACUGUAAAUAUCAUAAAUUCUCUCUGUAAAUACUUCAUCAUUCUGUGUCUUCCUGCAGCUGUAUUAUUGCCUCUCUCUCUCUAUUAUUGCUAAUUUUAGCUAUUGGUUCUGUUUUAACUGUAAUGAAACACUGGACUAUAUAAAUGAAGAUUUUAAGCAAAGUA